AUGCUCAGGUCCAUGAUACCGGGCUUGAGGACCGCGGCGCUGUUUCUAAUAUGCCAGCAAACAUCCCUGGGCUUGGGACUCUUAUCUGGGCGCCAAUUGAGUUCUUUAUGCUCGUGGACCGAUGGGACGCUGAACAUCACGACGUCCUCUGCUCUCGAAGACGUCUCGAGCUGCACCAAAUUCAACGGCUCCCUGCGCAUCAUGGUCGAUCAGGCCACGAUUGACCUCGGGAGUAUCGAGGAAAUCACCGAUCUGCUCUACAUCCAACCCCUGCGCUCCCAAGUCGAGGUCACCGCCUCUAAGCUGCAAACGGUGAGCAGCGUGUACUUCUUAGGCAGCCCCGACGUUAUCGCAAACGUCCGACUCGAUAUGCCCCAGCUCUCGGGCCAACUCUACUGGCUCGGCGUCGAAGUUAAUCUCCAGGUCGAUAGUGAUCUUGAAGUUAACUUAGUCAGUGUCGACGACGCCUCGAUCCCGUCAGUCAACCUCUCGGGCCUCACCGCCGUGGACCACACACUCUGGAUCUCCAGGACCCCACGCCUGACCGACUUCGUGGCUCCCGACCUCGCUGCCUUUACGGUCGAGGGUGAGAGCUCACGAUACCCCGUUAUACACAUCUACGAGAACCUCGUGCUAUAUAACGUCAGCUUCCCGAGUCUACAGACAGUGCCGGGCCGUAUCACCCUCGAGGAUAACCCGAGCCUCUCCGCCGUUGAGAUCCCGGGCCUAGAGGAAGCUGGAUGGUUUGAACUCGAGAAUAACGAGUCUCUCGAGGAUUUCACUGCCCCUGCUCUCACCCGAGUUGACGGUAUCACUAUGAAGGGGCAGUUCAGCAGCGUCAAGUUUCCCUCCCUAACAGAUGUUGGCUCAAAUUUCAUCGUCAAGGGCAGUGCUGACCUGGACUGCUCCUGGCUCGACGAGAAUAUCAAGCCCAUUGUCCAGGGCACGUAUGAAUGUGCUGCCGCGGACUCCGGGUCGGGCAGUCCCUCGUCAGGUGGAAGCAGCGUCAGCCCGAACCAGGACAGUCCCAGCGAAACGCCCCAGUCCGGGAGCUCCACGGGGGGGUCAUCAUCUGGGCUUAGCACCGGUGCAAAAGCUGGAAUCGGGGCAGGAGUUGGCGCGGGCGCCCUGGCGAUCGUGGUUUUACUGGGCUGGUUCUUCUGGCGUCGCAAGUGGGAGGCAAGGAGGGAGAAUGGGAUAUCCGGCGGCGGCGGGUCUGGUGAUGUCGGGACACCGGAGCUGGAUGGUGGUCAUGGAGUUGGGGAUAAGGGCUCUGGCGGUAAUCGGGAGAAGGGUCUUGGGUCUGCUGAGCUCGAGUCUCCUCGGAGUCAGCUAGCGGAGCUGGAUGGUCCUCAGGGGCAGACCGUCUCGGAGCUGCCCGCCCACGAUAGGUCGAGGGUUUAUACUGAGUUGGAGUAG
Messenger RNA from Emericellopsis cladophorae, 1419 nucleotides. RefSeq lists its product as uncharacterized. NCBI's taxonomy places the organism in Eukaryota, Fungi, Ascomycota, Sordariomycetes, Hypocreales, Bionectriaceae. Bases 1 to 1419 code for a protein of 472 amino acids. The record is from RefSeq and is a predicted model, not a curated record. The transcript has 2 exons.